Molecule: messenger RNA, 1146 nt
Organism: Medicago truncatula (barrel medic)
Lineage: Eukaryota; Viridiplantae; Streptophyta; Magnoliopsida; Fabales; Fabaceae
Product: transcription factor bHLH80
Exons: 5
Coding region: 185-769 (194 amino acids)
Biological process (GO): regulation of transcription by RNA polymerase II
Cellular component (GO): nucleus
Molecular function (GO): RNA polymerase II cis-regulatory region sequence-specific DNA binding; protein dimerization activity; DNA-binding transcription factor activity, RNA polymerase II-specific
Source: RefSeq, a predicted model, not a curated record
AGAAAUUGAGAGACAAAGAAAGAUGCAAAUUGGGAAAGAAAACGGCGGUGAACGUGGUUAUCAUCUUAUCCUAAACAUAGCACAUCGAAUACAAAUAGAAUAAUAAACAAAGUGCUAUUUCUGGAAAACAAACAAACACAAAAAAGACACAAUCUAAGUAAUAUACCUGUUACUAUUUUUAGGGAUGCAACCUGUUUCUGGUGGUGGUGGUGGUGGUUUGACACGGUUUAACUCAACUCCGGCGAGUUGGUUAGAAUCGUUUAUUCUUAAAGAAGAAGAUGAAGUUGAUGAAAGACAACAAGAUCACAGCUUAAGUUUUACUCAACUGCUUUCUAAUAACAACGUUGCUGCUGGACCUGGACCUGGACCUUCAACUCCUGAGUCUCAUCCAUAUUUAUCUGACUAUUACUCUUCACCACUUACUCCUACUUCUGCCAAUGUUGCUAAUAAUCCUUUCACUCAGGGAGUUGAGGAUAGUGGUAUAGCAAUUGACCUUAAAAUGGACAAGAUUUUAGAGGAUUCAGUUCCUUGUAAGAUUCGGGCAAAGCGUGGAUUUGCUACUCAUCCAAGGAGUAUUGCUGAAAGGGUUCGGAGGACUCGUAUUAGUGAUCGCAUAAGAAAACUUCAAGAACUUGUGCCAAAUAUGGAUAAGCAAACAAAUACUGCAGAGAUGUUAGAUGAAGCGGUAGCUUAUGUCAAGUUUCUACAAAAUCAAAUUGAGGAACUAUCAGAACAACAAAGGAGAUGUAAAUGCACAAUUCCCGAGUAAAUGGAUGAUUCCGUUUGCAUAUUCUCUUUUGAAUUAUCAUAAUUUUGGUGUUUUGAUGAAGAUUAACCUUAACUCAGAGAGUGAAGUUUGUGUCACAUUAUUCUGCAACAAAUACAUGCUGGGGGUGCCAUUAUCAAUUUCAUGAGGAAUCCACUUCAAAUAGAGUUCUUAGCUAGUGUGUUAUAGUUUUUUUAUAGACAUAGUUACAGUGUUGUACAACUCAAAACACAAAUCUGCUAAUAUAAUUCAGUAGCUUCUUGAGAUUUGUUUUUGCUGAGAUAUAAUUAGUCAUUAGUCAUAUGUAAAAUUCUUCAAAUGAUCAGAAGUUUAUGCAAAUUGCCGCCAUAUAGAUGAUCAAAUUUUGCAUUUGGGUUUUA